AUCGCGAGAACUCCACUUGGUCUCCCUUCUGACGUUUUCAGUGGUGAUAGUCGCUUUUGUUAUCGCGAUAUUUCCGGCUACAUGGGAGCCCCGGCGGCCCGGGCUUCUGUGAAACAUGGCGGUCGACUGGGACCGUAACACAAGCAUGACUAUAUGAAGGAAGAGGAAGGUUUUCCUGAAGAUGAGGCGACUGAAUCGGAAAAAAACCUUAAAUUUGGUGAAAGAAUUGGAUGCCUUUCCAAAGGUUCCUGACAGCUAUGUAGAGACUUCAGCCAGUGGGGGAACAGUUUCUCUAAUAGCAUUUACCACUAUGGCUUUAUUAACAAUAAUGGAAUUCUCAGUGUAUCAAGAUACGUGGAUGAAGUAUGAAUAUGAAGUAGACAAGGAUUUUUCUAGCAAAUUGAGAAUCAACAUAGAUAUUACUGUUGCCAUGAAGUGUCAAUAUGUUGGAGCAGAUGUAUUGGAUUUAGCAGAAACAAUGGUUGCAUCUGCAGAUGGUCUAGUUUAUGAACCAGUAAUAUUUGAUCUUUCACCACAGCAGAAAGAAUGGCAGAGGAUGCUGCAGCUGAUUCAAAGUAGGCUGCAAGAAGAGCAUUCACUUCAAGAUGUGAUAUUUAAAAGUGCUUUUAAAAGUGCAUCAACAGCACUUCCACCGAGGGAAGAUGAUUCAUCACAGUCUCCAGAUGCAUGCAGAAUUCGUGGUCAUCUAUAUGUUAAUAAAGUAGCAGGGAAUUUUCACAUAACUGUGGGCAAGGCAAUUCCACAUCCUCGAGGUCAUGCACAUUUAGCAGCACUUGUCAACACUGACUCUUACAACUUUUCUCACAGAAUAGAUCAUUUGUCUUUUGGAGAACUUAUUCCAGGAAUUAUUAAUCCUUUAGAUGGAACUGAAAAAAUUGCUGUAGAUUACAACCAGAUGUUCCAAUAUUUUAUUACAGUUGUGCCAACAAAACUACAUACAUAUAAAAUUUCAGCAGACACCCAUCAGUUUUCUGUGACAGAAAGGGAACGUAUCAUUAACCAUGCUGCAGGCAGCCAUGGAGUCUCUGGGAUAUUUAUGAAAUAUGAUCUCAGUUCUCUUAUGGUGACAGUCACUGAGGAGCAUAUGCCAUUCUGGCAAUUUUUUGUAAGACUUUGUGGUAUUGUUGGAGGAAUCUUUUCAACAACAGGCAUGUUACAUGGAAUUGGAAAAUUUAUUGUCGAAAUAAUUUGCUGCCGAUUCAGACUUGGAGCCUAUAAAUCUGUCCAUUCUGUCCCCUUUGAGGAUGGCCACACAGACAACCACUUACCUCUUUUAGAAAAUAAUACACAUUAGCGCCUCCUGAGUGAAGGAGAUAAACUUUUUGCCUGAGACAUAAAACCUUUUUUAAUAAUAAAAUAUUGUGCAAUACAUUCAAAGAAAAGAAAAUAUGAGUGAGAACCUGGAAACACACUUAUUUAAAAAAAGAAAAAAAAAGGAAAAAAAAAAACAAACAAACGGAAAUCCUGUAUAUGUUGUGUCUGUUACAAAUGUCCUAGAAGAAAUUAUGCAGCUAAUCAGUGAAUAAGUCCAUCUGGAGUGUUGGUUUGAAGAGGACUCCUUCUGAUACUUUCACAACAAAUGGACAGUGUUGAACUCAAACCUUACUUCUUGAUAACAAAAAGCCUAAAGGAAGGAAAUGAAACCACAUCUAAAGAAAAAGGCAUUGAUAACUGCAAUUGUUUGCGUCCUUUUGUUUUUAAGAGAUAUGAUGUCAGAAUAAAAUAUGUAAAACAUAUGGAAAACCAGUCUAGACUUUAAAAAAUUGUGAUCAGGUCACAAUGUUAAUAAAGAAAACAGGGACUAGUCCCUGUGUUAUAGCCAUA
Sciurus carolinensis (gray squirrel) is the source of this 1845-nucleotide messenger RNA. RefSeq names its product ERGIC and golgi 2 (gene Ergic2). The coding region runs from base 182 to 1315 and encodes 377 amino acids. Gene Ontology annotation, cellular component: COPII-coated ER to Golgi transport vesicle; membrane; endoplasmic reticulum. Gene Ontology annotation, biological process: retrograde vesicle-mediated transport, Golgi to endoplasmic reticulum; endoplasmic reticulum to Golgi vesicle-mediated transport. The transcript is spliced from 14 exons. The record is from RefSeq and is a predicted model, not a curated record. Lineage: Eukaryota; Metazoa; Chordata; Mammalia; Rodentia; Sciuridae.